AUGGUGAUAUGGGGUGAGUUACAUGUGCAGUAAUAAUAAUAUAUUUCAAUGAACAGCUGAAUAUUAGCUGUGGGGAUGUUUUUUAAAUUCUUACAGUGAGCUCCAAAAGUAUUGGGACAGUGACAAAUGUUUUGUUGUUUUGGCUCUUUACUCCAGCACUUUGGAUUACAUUAAUGUGGAUGCUAUCAUGAUUAUGGAUAAUCCUGAAUGAAUUGUUAAUAUUGAUGAGUGAGAAAGUUACAGAGGCAUAAAUAUCAUACCCCCCAAAAAAAUGCUAACCUCACCUGUUACUGUAAUGGUGAGAGGUUAGCAUGUCUUGGGUGUAUGAUAUUUCUGCGUCUGUAACUUUCUCACUCAUCAUUAUUCAUGAUUCAUUCAGGAUUUUCUGUAAUCAUGGUAGCAUUCACAUUAAUGUAAAAGUGUUUAGAAACAUAUUCUAUUCUUAUUUACAAUAAAAGUGACUCCAAAAUGACACAAUACAUUGUUUAUCAUUCAUUUCUAUUGGGCACAAAAUAAUCUCAAACACAACCAAAACGAACAGCAAAUGCAUCCAUCCAACAAGUUUGUAGAGUCACACGUUUGAUGUAAUCAUUGUGUGCUAGGAAUAUGGGACCAAAUACUGAACUUUUGACUGCUUUAAUACACAUAUAAGUGAAUUUGUCCCUAUCCUUUUGGUCCCCUAAAAUGGAAGGACUAUGUACAAAAAGUAAUUUCUAAACGGUUCACCCGAUAUGGAUGAAAAUACACUCAAAUUUAAGAUGACGGUCUGCACUUUAACCUCAUAGUCAUUGUAUCAUCUCAAAUCCAAAGUGCUGGAGUACAGAGCCAAAACAACAACAAAUGUGUCACUGUCCCAAUACCUUUGGAGCUCACUGUAAGAAUCUUUAAAUUGUUUUGCUAAAACACAUCUGUAAAUUAAUGUUAUCUUUGCUUAUUUAUCUGGCUGUCAAGUUGUCAUUGAUGUAAUUGCUCUUCUUUUUCCAUUCUCAUCUAUGCUCAGGAACUCCACUGAGAAGCAGGAGUCGGAGCAGCUUGCUGUGAGGACAGCAGAGAAGCUCCUGAAGGAGUUAAAGCCCCACACGUCCAACUACGGAUCCUAGAGAACUACUGCUUUCUGGCCACCAAGCAGAAAGCCAACAUUGAGAAAGCCCUGAAUGUUUUCACAGAGAUUGCAAACAAUGAGGUAAGUCAACUCCAGAUGGUGUACAUGAGUGGGCAUACACACCCUUAGAGCAAUUCUAACCUCACUGGAUGCAUUAUCUCAAGCUUUCUCUUUGCUUUACACUUUAUUGAUGUUGACUUUGGAGGGUUUCUUAACAGCUUAUCUAUUGAGUAACUUUCCUUUUUUAUGGUAAGUAGUUUUUUCCAUGGUAAGAGAAGUUGUGUAAGAGUGCAGGAGAAAUUGCUGUUGCACAAAUUGAAUUAUCCUCAUUGCUGACAAAGAAACAUUCCAAUUUACAUUUUUGGAUACCCUUGUCUACUUAAUAGAAAUAAAAAGACAUGUUAGAUGUGAUAGACUGUAAAACAACACUUAACUAACCAGAGCUCCCUGUUUUAACUUAUAAGGACCAUGUGCCUGCACUGCUAGUCAUGGCGACGGCCUACAUGAUUCUCAAACAACUCGAGCCAGGAACCAGCUCAAACGCAUAG
This is a messenger RNA of Coregonus sp. 'balchen', 1650 nucleotides long. Lineage: Eukaryota; Metazoa; Chordata; Actinopteri; Salmoniformes; Salmonidae. The record is from the annotation of a GenBank genome assembly.